GAAAACGGCACUCUGAAUUGCUAAGGCAGAACAUAAAACGACAGAAACGUGAGGUGAACUAAAUAUUUGGGGGGAGAAGGGAGAGGGGAAAGGAGACAGCGUCCAAGGCUUGACUGAGGAUCUGUGCUCUGUCCACUUGCUGCAGAGGAGUUUGGUCUGUGGUAUUUACUUGAGGGACCUAAUAUGAGCUUUACUGGUCCAUCUGUUGGUUCUGGUGGUAGAACUGCUAGGAGGGCGUUUGAGUUUGGAAGAACCUAUGUAGUCAGACCUAAAGGCAAACACCAGGCCACUGUAGUUUGGCUACAUGGCCUCGGCGAUAAUGGUUCAAGCUGGUCCCAGCUCUUGGAAUCCCUCCCUCUUCCAAAUAUUAAGUGGAUCUGUCCAACUGCUCCUACUCAGCCAAUUUCAAUUUUUGGUGGCUUUCCUUCCACUGCUUGGUUUGAUGUUGGAGAACUUUCAGAAGAUGCUCCGGAUGAUGUAGAGGGUUUGGAUGCUUCUGCAGCACAUGUUGCAAAUUUGUUAUCGACUGAGCCUGAUGACAUUAAACUAGGCAUUGGAGGUUUUAGUAUGGGUGCAGCUACUGCACUAUACUCAGCCACCUGCUUCUCUACAAGAAAAUAUGGGAAUGGUAAUCAAUACCCAUGCAAUCUGAGUGCCGUUGUUGGACUAAGCGGAUGGCUUCCAUGUUCCAAGACCUUGAGUAAGAAGUUAGAAGUAGAUGAAGCUGCAAGGCGUGCUGCCUCCAUUCCGCUUUUGUUAUGUCAUGGGAAAAGUGAUGAUGUGGUUCCUUACAAGUUUGGUGAGAAAUCGUCGCAGACCUUAAGUUCAACUGGCUUUCAGAAUGUGACAUUCAAAUCCUACAACGGGCUUGGUCAUUAUACCAUUCCGGAAGAGAUGGACGAGGUUUGUGCUUGGCUAAGAUCAAAGUUGGGGCUUGACGGGACUUCUUCAUAGAACUCCCGUGAAACUCUCGAGCAACGGCAAAUGAAGAAGAAGCACAGAACAUGUAGGAAACAAUAAUUUUAAAGUGUUCAGUACGACCUUUAUGUCCUUUAUGACCUGUUAUUAUUUGGCUGGUGGCACUAUUUAAAUCGAUAUUCGUAUGUAAUAACUGGCAUUCAUUAUUUGAAUUGUGAACAUGUCGCUUGGAAGUAAACAGUUCUCCAACAUGGUACCUUUGUUUUC
This is a messenger RNA of Malus domestica (apple), 1185 nucleotides long. Its product is annotated as acyl-protein thioesterase 1. Gene Ontology annotation, molecular function: hydrolase activity. Lineage: Eukaryota; Viridiplantae; Streptophyta; Magnoliopsida; Rosales; Rosaceae. The record is from RefSeq and is a predicted model, not a curated record.